UGCGAAAGUUUUCGCCCUCCUUAACACGCAGUCGCGUAACUCACCGUUUUUUUAAUCAUCUUCUUUUUCACCUUUGUGCAUCGUCGCAGCGCACAUGGUUAUGGCACCGACUGCGUGUAUCCCUGCUGAGAUAUGCAUGACUAAACAUAGUCAAGACAAAUCCGACUUGGAUUAUAAUCAUAAUUUAAGUCAAAUCAGCAACAAUGGAGGGGACGACCUCUCGCAAUCCAGGUUGGCGGCCAAGGAUCUCGUCAUGGACGUUUUGAAGAAGCGCGCCGACGAGGUCAACACCGACCGUUGCGCCCCUGGAGACGAGGAUGCGUUCUAUGUGGCGGACAUGGGCGAGGUUUACCGACAGCAUCUACGCUGGAAAAUGAACUUGAGCCGCGUCAGGCCUUUCUAUGCGGUCAAGUGCAAUCCGGACCCGGAGGUUCUUCGCCUGAUGGCCAAGCUUGGCAACGGCUUCGACUGUGCAUCGAAGGCCGAGAUCGACAUGGCUCUUGACACGGGCAUUGACCCCAGCCGCAUCAUUUACGCGCAGCCCUGCAAGACCAAGUCUUACCUGCGUUACGCCGCUCAGAUGGGCGUGAAGCAGAUGACCUUCGACAAUGCCGACGAGCUGUACAAGAUCAAGGCCUGCUUCCCCGAUGCGGAGCUCUAUCUGCGCAUCCUGACCGAUGACUCCACCAGCUUGUGCCGCCUGAGCAUGAAGUUCGGUGCGUCUUUGGACGUCGCCCAGCAACUUCUGGAAUUGGCUCACCAGCUCGAGCUGAAGGUCGUUGGCGUUAGUUUCCACGUCGGCUCGGGCGCGGAAGACCCGACGGCUUUUAUCAAGGCGGUCCAGGAUGCCCGGAUGAUAUUUGACCAGGCUGCUGAAAUUGGUCACGAACUGCACACCUUGGAUGUCGGUGGCGGCUUCAGCGGGGACACUUUUGAAAAGUUUGCUGGUGUCCUGAGUGAGGCAUUGGACACGUAUUUCCCGCCUCAUAUCCGUAUCAUCGCGGAGCCUGGCCGCUACUACGUGGCGACCGCCUUCACCCUGGCUGCCAACGUGAUCGCCCGUCGCGACGUGCGAGACCCUGAGGACCCGGCCAACGAUGCAUACAUGAUCUAUCUGAACGAUGGGGUCUACGGAAACUUCUCCAAUAUCAUCUUUGACCACCAGCAUCCGGUGGCCCAGAUUCUGACUUGUGCGAAUGCCUCGAAUGCUGCGACUUCGGCUGGCAUCGCCUACUCGAUCUGGGGGCCCACCUGUGAUGGCAUCGACGUUAUCAGCCAACGGAUCACCUUGCCUGGUCUGUUGGAUGUCGGUGACUGGCUUUUCUUCGAGGAGAUGGGGGCGUAUACCAAGUGUAGCGCCACCCGUUUCAACGGCUUCUCCGACAAUCACGAGGUGAUUUACAUCUCGAGCGAAGCCGGUGCUUCUGCUCUCCUCGAGUACUAGUCCUUUCUAUGUUUUUGGCUCUGUACCUACAACAGUUUUGUUAUGGGUUGUUGAUGUGGAGGACAGUGCAGAGCUGUUUCUUGGAAACUUGUUAUGUUGUCCUUGUUUUGCAGUUUUGGUUUACAUUGUGUUUGACGAAGUAGAUUUCGUGAUUUGAAUUGAGU
This is a messenger RNA of Aspergillus pseudonomiae, 1608 nucleotides long. Its product is annotated as type III PLP-dependent enzyme. Gene Ontology annotation, molecular function: ornithine decarboxylase activity. The transcript is spliced from 2 exons. The record is from RefSeq and is a predicted model, not a curated record. Lineage: Eukaryota; Fungi; Ascomycota; Eurotiomycetes; Eurotiales; Aspergillaceae. The coding region runs from base 95 to 1444 and encodes 449 amino acids. Gene Ontology annotation, cellular component: cytoplasm.